AUGGGUGAUAAUAUUCAUGCUCCCACAGUGGCCUCUGGGCCGACAUCUGGACCCGUUCAACGCGACUGGUCGAAACUGUCGAUGCCAGACCUGAUGCAAGAGAAGGAGAAGAUUGAGGGAGAGCUCUCGGCGCUCAGCACAGUCCUCAACUCACAUGGAGUGACUAUGAGAUCAACCUUGACCACCUUUGACGGCUUCCCUCGAGAUGACAUUGACAUUCCUCAGGUGCGAGCUACACGCGUCCGAAUGAUACAUCUUCAAAACGACCACAAGGAAGUGAUGCAAUACCUGGAGAAAGGCAUUCAUGCCCAUUUCGCCCAACUACAAGAAGCCCAGGCCUCCGCAACAACCAAUGGCACUAGCGUACCUUCUACCGCAUCACCAGUAGCUCCCCCGAGCAGCGUUACCGACCCCAGCGCUCUUGAAACACCAUUUGCGAAGGUCAAUAGCGUGGAACCACGGAGCCCAGCCGACCAAGCAGGUCUCCAGGCAGGCGACUUGGUUCGGGGCUUCGGAAGUGUCCAUUGGUUAAACCACGAACGCCUCUCCAAGGUGGCUGAGGUUGUACAACAGAAUGAAGGGCGGGCGGUCUUGGUUAAGGUAUCGCGCAAGGAGGAGGGUGGGUCACAGACCACAGAAUUAGAACUGCAGCUGACUCCUCGGCGCAAUUGGGGAGGUCGGGGUCUUCUGGGAUGCCAUUUGGUUCCACUGUAA
Messenger RNA from Penicillium angulare, 714 nucleotides. Its product is annotated as putative 26S proteasome non-ATPase regulatory subunit Nas2. NCBI's taxonomy places the organism in Eukaryota, Fungi, Ascomycota, Eurotiomycetes, Eurotiales, Aspergillaceae. The transcript has 4 exons. Bases 1 to 714 code for a protein of 237 amino acids. The record is from RefSeq and is a predicted model, not a curated record. Gene Ontology annotation, cellular component: cytoplasm; nucleus. Gene Ontology annotation, biological process: proteasome regulatory particle assembly. Gene Ontology annotation, molecular function: protein binding.